Messenger RNA from Ostertagia ostertagi, 1647 nucleotides. NCBI's taxonomy places the organism in Eukaryota, Metazoa, Nematoda, Chromadorea, Rhabditida, Trichostrongylidae. The record is from the annotation of a GenBank genome assembly.
AUGGGUAUCGCAGGUCUUUGGCCCCUUCUUGAACCGACUUGUCAACCCGUUUCGCUAGAAACUUUGGAGGGAAAAAUUCUAGCUGUUGAUGUUUCAAUAUGGAUUUACCAAGCUCAGCUAGGAUAUCCUGGUGAUGUCCGAUGUCCUCAUCUCGCGCUCCUUGUUUCUCGGUUAUGCAAGCUACUGUAUUACAAAAUAAGACCUGUGUUUGUGUUCGAUGGUGAGGGCGUUCCCUCGUUCAAGAGGAAAGUCUUGGUGAUCGCUACAGAUUCCAGUGUUGUAGGCUCACAGACACAGUCGGAAAUCGAUGCUGUCAAGGAUAAAUUAACUGCGGCGAAUUCGAAGCGACAGCGGCUUGAAAAUGACUUGUUCGACAUUUUACCGCCAAAACCAGUUGAGGUGGUGGAUUUGAGCGACGAUGACGAAGAUGUUGUGGUGUUGGAUAUAAAAGAACGUGAGUUGUCAUCUCGAACUAUUGACAUCUUAGUGGAUGAGCGUGAACGUAUUCGAAAUUCCAGACUAAGGCCAUCACAGUUGGUGGAAAACAAGGAGUCUACCUCCACUGGAACCCCAUCACAGUACGAGACGGCAACUUAUGAUCAGCAUCCCUUGUUUUCGAUUGUUGACAAUUCGGAGGAUUCACCAGUGAUGUCUGAGGAUGCGGUGAUGCUUCGAACUGAUGACUGGUCGUCUGACUCAGGAACGGAUGAUUUUAUUGACGUGCCUCUUUCUGAUCCUCUUCUUGAACAACAGUUAAUCGGAUGUAAAGCUGAAGAACAAAAAGAAUCUAACUCAAGCCAGCCAUCAACUUCAGCAAUCAUUGAAAAGCAGGAAGCAGCUUCAUCGACGUCUAGUGAAAUAGCAGAAGCUUGGGAUCCUGCAGGGGACAGCGACACACGUGACUCUCAGUGGGAUGACAAGGAUGGACUGCGAAAUAAUGUCCCAAGCAGUCGAGAUUCUGAAUGUUACAAAGAUCUCCAGGAUUUCUUGACCGCUUGCGGCUUUCCAUGGAUAGAAGCACCGGGUGAAGCAGAGGCUCAGUGCGUAGAGUUGGAGAGGUUGGGUCUAGUGCAGGGUGUGAUCUCGGACGACAGCGAUGUUUGGGCCUUUGGAGUAAGAAAUGUGUAUCGUCAUCUUUUUUCAAAGAAUAAGAAUGUACAGCACUACGAUUCACGCAUAGUCCGACAAGCAUUAGGUCUUUCACAAGCAGACUUCGUCGGGAUCGCUGUUCUUUCUGGUGGUGACUACUCUCCAGGUCUGGCGAGUAUUGGAAUAGUGAAUGCAGUUGAACUUCUGUCCGAGUUUGCAGUGAGUAGAUCUGAUGAGCAAGGCCAAUCUCAAGAGAAAGAGACGUUGAUGACCUUGAAGAAUGUUGAAACAUGGAUGGCUACAUUUGAUUCAAAUGAAGAUCCACCGGAACCAGUAGCCCUACGUCGCAAGCUUCGGGCUGUAAUAAAGAAAAAUAAUGACAUGGAGAGAAUCAAAUCGAUUGUUAACCCUGAAGUUGUGGCAGCAUAUUUCCGGCCAAAUGUGGACAAAUCGCGUGAGAGAAAUUCCGCUGGAAGAAGGUUGACAUGGAACGAGUACGAAUUCUACUGUACUCCCGGCUUGGUUGGGAUGACGAAAAAUGUGAUAAGCAAACAUUAA